This is a messenger RNA of Panicum virgatum (switchgrass), 1513 nucleotides long. RefSeq names its product DNA ligase 1-like. The transcript has 3 exons. The coding region runs from base 305 to 1294 and encodes 329 amino acids. Lineage: Eukaryota; Viridiplantae; Streptophyta; Magnoliopsida; Poales; Poaceae. The record is from RefSeq and is a predicted model, not a curated record.
GUAGCUGGCGAUAAACCAAGCGCGCGGCACGCGAGCAAACCAUCCUCCUCUCUCUCGCCCUGCGCCGCUGCACGCGUCUCCUCCACUCCACCUCCACCUCCACCCCAUCUCAUAACCCUAGCGCCUGCGCCUGCGCCUCCAUCCCCACCCAAACCCCAAUCCCCGACUCGAUCCCCGGCGGCGAGGAACCCCCCCGCGCCGAUUCGCCUCCGCAGAUCGGCGGCCGGGCCGAGGGCGGGGCGGGUUCAGAUUCGGGUUCGCGCCUGGGCGCCUCGUCGGGGUCCCACCGCGGCGGUCGGGGAGCAUGGUGGGAGGCGGGAGGCGGGGCGGGGCGGCGGACGAGGUGAAGCUCAACACCGGCAACGUGUUCGCGGCGCUCGAGUCCCUCAAGAAGAAGAAGAAGGGCGACAAGGGCAAGGCGGCCGGGUCGUCGUCCUCCAGGAAGAAGCACGGCGACGGGGCGGCCCAGCAGCAGGAGCCGCCGCAGAAGGAGGUCUUCUGGGCGCCCGCGCCGCUCACCACCAAGUCCUGGGCCGACGUCGAGGACGACGACGACGACGACUACUUCGCCACCACCGCGCCCCCGCGCCCCGUCUGGGGCACCGCCGGACAGGGCGACGAGGCGGGGAAGGACGAGGAGGACGUCGAGGAUGCUGUUCGCGCCGCCCUUCAGGAGGACAUUGAGAGCGAUGAUGAGGACCUUGAUGAUGAGGUUGAUGAUGGUGCUGAGGAUGAACCUGAGCAUGAAGCGGGAGAUGCCCCAGCUGAACCUCUGAAGACAAUCGCACCCCAUGCACCUCCCAAAGAUACAGAAAGGCAGCUAUCUAAAAAGGAGUUGAAAAAGAAGGAAUUAGCAGAACUUGAUGCGGUAUUGACUGAGCUGGGACUUUCUGGGAAUUCAAGCAAUGCUGCACAGGAUGAUAAGAAUGUUGAGAAGAAAGGUGUGAACCAAACUGGUGAUGGAGAGAGAAAGGAAGAUGCUCCAGCCCCUUCAGAGAGCAAGACCUCCAAGAAGAAGAAAAAGAAAGACAAGAGUUCCAAGGAGGCAAAAGAAACACAAGAAGCAGCUGAUGGGUCAGAGGAGACUGCCAGUGCAGAACCUGAUGAAGACACUGCAGCUGUGGAUGUGAAGGAGCGCCUAAAGAAGAUGGCUUCUAUGAAGAAGAAGAAAUCGAGCAAAGAGACGGACACUGCUGCCAAAAUUGCUGCUGCUGAGGCUGCAGCAAGGAGUGCAAGGCUCGCGGCAGCUAAGAAGAAAGAGAAGAGUCAUUACAACCAGCAGCCCGUGCGGUAAAUGGGCAAAAAGUUUUGAAAUGCUGAGUUUGAUAUCCCCUUGUUCGUUUUGGACUCACAAUAAAACUUUUUUGAGUUGUCUUUAUGACUGUGAAGCCUUUCUGAGUUCCAUUUCAGAAUUCAUGAAUGGCCUUUAUGGUCGCAAAACAGUUGUGUAAUUGUGUUUUGAAUUGUUCAUCCAAUGGAACUUAAUGGACAACAUGGCCAGUCAGGGUUAUCU